AAGCAGAAGUCAAUGGCGUGACAGCACAAGACAGAAAGAGGUUGACCCAGGGACACUAAGAAGCACUGAGGUUCUCUGGGCUUGGAUUCCACGGGAAAUGAGCUACGUUAUGAUGGAUCAGGGAUUACCCUCGUCUUGCUAUAAGGAGGAAGCAUCUAAUUAUGAGUUAUCUGUAAGGAUCAUUCAAGCUCAGAAUAUUCAUGGCACAGAUAUAGUUACCAAACCAGACUGCUAUGUAUGUCUCUGGCUUCCAACUAGUUUGCAGGAAAAAAAGAAAACCAAGACCUUAUGGAAUUGUAAAAACCCUGUCUGGAAUGAGACCUUCAACUUUAGAAUCCACAGUCAGAUCAAGAACAUCCUGGAGUUGUCAUUGCAUGAUGCAGACACGGGGACUGAAGAUGACCAUCUUUAUACAGUAUGCUAUGAUUUGGGAAAUGUUACACUUGAUAAUCCAGUCCUGGAGACUUUCCCUUUUAAUAAAGAGAGUGGCGAAGAGCUUCAGGUAGAAUUCACUAUGCUGCCAAUCUCAGAGCCAAAGAAGACAGUAACAACCAAUGGAGUGUUAGUGUGUCCUGAAAUGGCUGCUCUAGAAGUCCAAAUUGAAAAGGCAAAAGUGGAAAAAUGUAAAGAUAAAACAGAGCUAGUGCUGACUGUGAAAGGCUCCUAUGAGGAUUCGCACAGAACUAUGUUCAUUCCAAAUAUCACAACUGGAUCGAGUUCAAAGGAAACGUUUGAGUUUCAUUAUUCCAGAGACUCGGCCGCAGAACUGACAGCUAGUCUGAACAAAGUUUAUCCUGUUGUGGAUGUCACCUUUAGUAAUGAAGAUGACCAUUUGAACCUAACCACAGUGCCACUUAAUGUGAUCUCUCCCGACACCGAAACCAAUGUCCAGUUACCCGCAAUGGAGAACAAGCCACUGGAAAUGCAACUGAAGUUAAACGAAUGCCCGGAGAAACUGGAUGUACGUCUGGGCUUUAAUUUGUGUGAUCAAGAGAAGGCGUUUUUGGUCAAGCGACAAAAGGUUGUAGCUGCAGCAUUAAAGAAAGUUCUUCAGUUGCAGAAUGAUUUGGUGGGGGAAGAGAUUCCUGUUGUGGCUGUCAUGGCAACUGGUGGGGGAGCUCGAGCCAUGUCUUCUCUGUACAGCCACCUGUGUGGCCUGCAGAAGAUGGGUCUCUUGGAUUGUGUCACCUAUAUGGCAGGGGCAUCUGGCUCCACAUGGACAAUGAGCAAGUUAUACGGGGACCCUGAUUGGUCACAGAAGGAGAUGUCUGAAUCAAUAAAUGAUGCAAAGAAAUACAUCACCAAAAAGAAAACAAGCACAUUCUCAGUGGAGAGACUGAAAUAUUAUCGUCAGGAACUACAUCAAACAUCUAAGGAAGGCCAGAAACCCUCCUUUACAGACCUGUGGGGGCUGAUGCUUGAAUCAAUGUUUGAUAAUGGGAGAAAUGAAAGCAAGCUUUCAGAUCAGAAGGCAGCACUGGAAAAUGGCCAGAACCCUCUACCCAUUUACCUAGCCAUAAACGUUAAACAUGGCAACAUUAGUACACUGGAUUUUAAAGAAUGGUGUGAAUUCACCCCUUAUGAAGUGGGACUCACCAAGUACGGUGCUUCCAUCCGCACUGAGGAUUUUGGAAGUGAGUUCUACAUGGGCCGUCUGAUGAAGAGGCAUCCUGAACCUCGGAUCUGCUACCUGCAAGGGUUAUGGGGUAACGUCUUCUCUCUGAACCUGGUGGACACUUGGUAUCUCACCACUCAGCUGGACACCUUUUGGGAACACUGGAUGAAGCACAGAAUUAAGGAUAUUGAUAAUGAAGACAUAAGGAGGAGGAGGGAAGAGGCACACACAAAAACCCACCUAUUCACCCCAUCAAGCACAUUCUCCAGCAUUCUGACGGGGUUACUUACUAACAGACCCAUUGAUGGAGAACAGCAGAACUUCCUAAGAGGAUUUCAUUUGCAUAAGGAUUAUCACCAGCAUUCACAAUUCCGCACAUGGAAAGAUACGCAUUUGGACAUCUUCCCCAAUAAACUCACGCCACUGGCUGACAAUCUAUGCCUGGUGGAUGCUGGUUACUUCAUUAAUGCCAGCUUCCCCCCUUUACUGAAACCAGAAAGGAAGGUGGACAUCAUCCUAUCUUUUGAUUACACUUUAGACACCCCACUUCAGGCACUGGAACAGACCUGUACAUACUGUGAAGCACAAGGCAUUUGUUUCCCAAAAGUUUCACUGAGUGAAGAAGAAAGGAAGAAACAAAAGGAGUGCUAUGUUUUUGUUGAUGAUGAUAAUCCUACAGCUCCCAUAGUGUUACACUUCCCCCUUGUAAAUGACACGUUCAGAAAAUAUAAAGAACCUGGUGUCUUACGAGCUCAAGAGGAGAUGUCGGAAGGCAAUAUAGAUGUGACUAGCUUCUUUUCUCCUUAUUUGUUGACAAACUUUACUUACAGCGAGAGUGACUUUGAUCGUCUAAUGAAAUUUACGCAGUAUAAUCUUCAGAACAGCAGCAACUUAAUCUUAGAUGCCAUGCGCACUGCCGUAGAAAAAAGGAAGAACAGGAAUCUCUUAAACAAGAUGUAUCAAAAUAAGACUCAAACUAAAUCUUAAUUCUUUCCUGCAGAGGUAAUAGACAAUGGUUUUGUCUCAAAGCUGAAAAGCACAUGAUAAUUUUGGCCAAAGACAACUCAACAGGUCACAUGGAAUAAGCAACAAGAAAAUCUCAAGAAUGUCUUGAACAGAUAUCUUACGGUGUCAGCGAUUGAUAUAGGUUAGGUAGAUGAGAGGGCUAUUUUUAUAAACAUAAAGAAACACAGGACGAUAACAGACAACUUGCAGAGACAAGAAAGCAUUUGUACUGUGAAAGUUAGAUUGUAUUUUAAGAGGUGCAAAAUGUCAUCUGUGCACAUGUUCCCAAAAAUUAAUAAAUUGUAAAUUAAUUUCA
This is a messenger RNA of Spea bombifrons (plains spadefoot toad), 2936 nucleotides long. Its product is annotated as cytosolic phospholipase A2 delta-like. The transcript is spliced from 20 exons. Gene Ontology annotation, biological process: glycerophospholipid catabolic process. The record is from RefSeq and is a predicted model, not a curated record. Gene Ontology annotation, cellular component: cytosol. Bases 98 to 2602 code for a protein of 834 amino acids. Lineage: Eukaryota; Metazoa; Chordata; Amphibia; Anura; Pelobatidae. Gene Ontology annotation, molecular function: calcium ion binding; calcium-dependent phospholipid binding.